AUGGGGGGAGUAUGGGUGUCUGUGUCGGUCUGUGUGCCAGGCCCGGUAACUACUCUAAUUCCUGUUGCGCCGAUCUCACGCAAAGAGACUAAAGAGCUUCACAAAUAUGGCGGAAGGGAUUGGCAGGACCGACCAGGAUGUAAGCAACUACGGGACCGUAUCGACGGAUCAUGGGGUUCUUCUCUCGGGCCUCGCAGCAUGCAGACGACAUUCCAGCCACCCUCUCUGCUCGAAUCGAGCUACACAAAAAUAAAUCAAACAUGCAAAAGAUUACACUACAUUGAGAAAGAAAGAAGGGCAGACUACGAAGAUAAAUAUCAAAAUGGGCAGAAUAAGAGGGGAGGAAGAAAAAAACAUACAAAUCAAAUGGGAUUGGACCAUCCCCCUCUUCACGACCAUCCCCGUCUUCGCCUCACCCCUCCCUUCACUUACAUACAAUUCCUCUCUCACCAUCGCCCAUUCCUCCUCCAACUCGAGUUAGUUAAGAUGGGCUACCGGACCGCACUCCAUCACCAGCAGUAGCAACAGCAUCAUCAUCCACCCCCAUCACAGCGGUAUAUCAACAAAGAAAAAUAAAAGAAAAAACCUGACCAGUGUGCAGCAACAGAAGCAGCAGUUACUAGCAGCAGUGCGCGCACCGCGCGCGCCAUGACGGCGGCCAGAUAAAAUGCAGUUGCGGAUGGGGGGAUGGAUAAGAUGGGGGCAACCAAGGAGAAGAAAAGAAGGAAAAAGAAAGAAGGGAAGAAAAAGAAAAGACGGAAAGAACAGAAAGAGACACCGAACGAACUUGGAUACGGUACUCGAGGAACGCGCGAGGGGAGUCAGCCAAUGGCCCUUGAUGGAGAAGGGAAUCGCAGCAGAAACAGGACGAAGACGACCCGUCGGGAAUGGACCAAGAGCAGAUGCGCAUAUGCAAUCCCUUCCGAGUCCCCAUCCACAUUGGACCCCAACUUACCAUUCAGCUGGAUCUCAAGUGCGUCAAAUUGUGAGACAAACAGCGCGGACGAGAAAAAAGGAUGUCCUCGAGUAAUACAGAUUAGAGGGGCAUUGCCAUGCGCAGUGACAGGAAUACCGGAAAUCUC
Tuber melanosporum (Perigord truffle) is the source of this 1082-nucleotide messenger RNA. RefSeq lists its product as uncharacterized. The record is from RefSeq and is a predicted model, not a curated record. Lineage: Eukaryota; Fungi; Ascomycota; Pezizomycetes; Pezizales; Tuberaceae. Bases 1 to 522 code for a protein of 173 amino acids. The transcript has a single exon.